Messenger RNA from Cuscuta epithymum, 480 nucleotides. The record is from the annotation of a GenBank genome assembly. Lineage: Eukaryota; Viridiplantae; Streptophyta; Magnoliopsida; Solanales; Convolvulaceae.
GUUGGAGAGACAUAUCAGAGAAAGAGAUGCUGCAUCAACAAGAAAGUUGACUGAUAAAAAGUUGUCCAGAAAGGAGGAAGAAGAGGCAAUCAGGAGGUCUAAUGCUUUGGAGCAAGAUGAGAUUGGAACUUUGAGGAAAGUCUCAAGGCAAGAGUAUCUUAAGAAAAGAGAGCAAAAGAAAUUAGAUGAACUCAGAGAUGAGAUAGAAGAUGAGCAGUACUUAUUUGAUGGGAUGAAGCUAACUGAAGCAGAAUAUAAGGACAUGAGGUGCAAGAGGGAGUUAUAUGAUCUAAUCAAGAAGCGGGCCGAGGAGGAUGAUGGCAAAAAUGAGUAUAGGAUUCCCGAUGCAUAUGAUCUUGAAGGCGGUGUAAAUCAAGAGCAAAGGUUUGCUGUUGCACUGCAACGCUACAGGGAUCGUGAUGCCAAUGAUAAGAUGAACCCUUUUGCGGAACAAGAAGCAUGGGAAGAUCACCAAAUAGG